Molecule: messenger RNA, 1447 nt
Organism: Mustela lutreola (European mink)
Lineage: Eukaryota; Metazoa; Chordata; Mammalia; Carnivora; Mustelidae
Gene: HARBI1
Product: harbinger transposase derived 1
Exons: 3
Coding region: 261-1310 (349 amino acids)
Source: RefSeq, a predicted model, not a curated record
GUGCCUAAGGUGAGCGGCGUGGCAACCAGUCCGAGGUCGCUGGUUCCAGUGCAGGGCCGGACCGGCUGGGUGGGUGGGAAGUGCUGCCAGUAACGCCGCAGCCUCGGAGAGAGAGAAGAUUACAAAUGCCAGAACCAUUUAACUGAUGGUUAACUGCUGAAUUCUGACACUUCUUUAAAUAUCUUCUUGCACCAACAUCUUCACUGAGAGGAAUUCAGGAAAAGUAGCAGAGGGAAGGAGAAAUCACAUUUACAUGUACCAUGGCUAUACCAAUAACAGUACUUGACUGUGAUCUCUUGCUCUAUGGCCGAGGUCACCGGACAUUGGACCGCUUUAAGCUGGAUGACGUGACUGAUGAAUACUUGAUGUCCAUGUAUGGGUUUCCUCGACAGUUCAUUUAUUACUUGGUGGAGCUCUUGGGGGCAAGUCUUUCUAGACCUACUCAGAGAUCCAGAGCUAUUAGCCCAGAGACACAGAUCCUUGCAGCACUGGGCUUCUAUACUUCAGGUUCCUUCCAGACUCGGAUGGGAGAUGCUAUUGGAAUCAGUCAGGCAUCUAUGAGUCGCUGUGUUGCCAAUGUCACCGAAGCACUUGUGGAAAGAGCCACACAGUUCAUUCGCUUUCCAUCAGAUGAAACCUCCGUGCAGGCUCUAAAGGAUGAAUUCUAUGGGUUAGCCGGGAUGCCAGGGGUUAUAGGGGUGGUUGACUGUAUCCAUGUGGCAAUCAAGGCACCGAAUGCUGAAGACCUUUCCUAUGUGAACCGCAAAGGACUACAUUCUUUAAACUGCCUGAUGGUGUGUGACAUUAGAGGGGCACUAAUGACUGUGGAGACCAACUGGCCAGGCAGCCUCCAGGACUAUGCUGUGCUGCAGCAGUCUUCCCUCAGUAGUCAUUUCGAAGCUGGAAUACACAAAGAUAGCUGGCUGCUUGGUGACAGUUCCUUCUCUCUGCGUACUUGGCUCAUGACCCCCCUUCACAUUCCUGAAACCCCAGCCGAAUAUCGCUAUAAUAUGGCCCAUUCUGCAACUCACAGUGUGAUUGAGAAGACUUUCCGAACCCUCUGCUCCCGAUUUCGCUGCCUGGAUGGAUCCAAGGGAGCGCUGCAGUACUCACCAGAGAAGUCCAGCCACAUUAUCUUGGCUUGUUGUGUCCUCCACAACAUCUCCCUGGAGCAUGGGAUGGAUGUUUGGUCCUCUCCAAUGACAGGACCCAUGGAACAGCCCCCUGAAGAAGAGUAUGAACACAUGGAGUCCUUGGACCUGGAGGCUGAUCGAAUCCGUCAGGAGCUGAUGCUCACUCAUUUUAGCUAAUGUGAGAGGUGGAGGGGAGGGAAAUUUCCCAGAAGGAGUUAUGACAAACUUUCUGCCUCACCACCCCCUGCAGAGUUCCAUCAUCUAGCAUGAUUGCGUAUGUGGACACUUGUCACAAAUUGACAUUUAAUCUUUGU